Saprolegnia parasitica CBS 223.65 is the source of this 2001-nucleotide messenger RNA. Its product is annotated as TKL protein kinase. Bases 1 to 2001 code for a protein of 666 amino acids. The transcript has 2 exons. Gene Ontology annotation, molecular function: ATP binding; protein kinase activity. Gene Ontology annotation, biological process: protein phosphorylation. The record is from RefSeq and is a predicted model, not a curated record. Lineage: Eukaryota; Oomycota; Saprolegniomycetes; Saprolegniales; Saprolegniaceae.
AUGGCUGACCCACCACCGACGUCGAUCCCGAGAGGCUUUGCGCAGCUGCCACCGGCCUUUCUACCAGCGUACCGCCGCCUCCAGAUCGUCAAUGCGGUCGGGUAUGCCAUCCUCGCGCUCGUCUGCGCCGCGCUCAUCGUGCAUCUGCGGCGGCACCGCGCGACCGCGUACUCGGGCGACGACGGCGCGACGCGCAAGCUCAUUUUGCCGUCGUUCGAGCCGCUGCUGCGGACGAUCGCCAUCGCCUCGCUCGUGCUUGGCCUCUACUUUACCGUCGUCGCCAUGGUCAACUUUACCGGCGCGCUCGGGUCCGGCGUCGCGCUCCAAGCGCUCUUCCAAGGCCGGCAGGCGCUCAACCACUUUAUCGUGCUCUUCUUCCGCCAGCCAAGCGUGUCGAAGCGGGCGCUGCGGCGCGCGGGCGCGGGCGCGCUCGGCCUCAUGGCGCCGCCGCUGACGAUGGCGACCAUCUUUACGCUUCUCGACACGGAAAACACGACGCGGUUCAUUGCGCAGACCGUCUACUCUGGCCUCCUCGCGUGCGGCUACGUGUACAUUGCGAUCUUCCCGCUCUCGCGCGCGUCGCCGCGAGUGUGGCGCGAGUUUGCCGGCUUCGUUUUGGUCUAUUACACCGCGCUCGGGAUCCAGUCGUACCUCUUCUUUCGCGAAAACAUGGGCGUCGGCGCCACCUUCUUGGUUGGGAUGCUCGUGUGGGACACGCUUCUGCCCUACUUUCUAUGGCGGCUCCUCCGCGCCGACACGGAGCACUGGCGCGGCCUCGGGCAGCGCGCGGUCUCGCUGAGUAGUGCUGCGCAAGAGCGCAUGACGACGCCCGUGCUCCACGAAGCCGUCUCGAGCGAGGGCCUCCACGUGCUUUUAGAGCUCCACGAGCACCACGUUGUGGACUUUGCCCAUCUCAAGGUCGACGACUGCCUCGGCGGCGGCUUGGCGUCCUCCGUGCACCGGGGCAUCCUCUAUGCCAAGUGGCCGGUCGCGAUCAAGGUGUUUACGCCGCCCGAGAUCUCGCCAGCGACGAUCGCAGAAUUCUCCCACGAGGCCGCGCUCUGGGCCGCGCUGCAGCACCCGAAUGUGGUCGCAUUCUAUGGGAUUUGCGUCUCGCCGCCGGCCAUUUGCCUCGUGUCCGAGCUCUGCGUCGUCGGGACCCUCGGCGACGUUGUGCGUGCGCCGCCGCCGGUGUACCGCGAGCCGCUCUGGCCGCAGCUGUGUCUGAUGCUGGACGCGGCCCGCGCGGUGGCGUACCUCCAUAGCUUCACGCCACCCUUUCUCCACCGCGACCUGAAGCCCUCGAGCUUCCUCUUGAACGAAGAUUAUGUGCUCAAGCUCUCGGACUUUGGCGACGCGCGGAGCACCGCGGGGCGCGAGCGCAGCAUGACGGUGCGCGGCACGUUCGACUACAUGGCGCCCGAGGUCAUCGACGGCGCGAUGGGCCGCGCGUCGUACGAUGACCGCGCCGAUGUCUUUAGCUUGGCGAUCACGCUCUGGGACAUCUGCCACCCGGGGCGCGACAAGUACCCGCUCGGGCACCACAACCAUUUCCGCGUCUUUGAGCUCGUGCUGGACGGCCACCGGCCACCGAUAGACGCGAAUUUGCACCCGGCGCUGGCCGAUCUUCUCGAGAGCGCGUGGUGUCCAUCGCCUGCUUACCGCAUCUCGGCGUCGAAUAUCGUUGCGCGCCUCGAGCAGCUCCAAGCGGCAAUGAGUGCAGCGGUGUUCGCGCCGCAGCUGUGCGCGCCGCCGGUCGUCGAGGUGACGGGCGAUGCGCUUGUCCGCCGAGUUCUCGACGGUCCGUUUGCCUUCUCAGCGGCCGAGGCAACCCGUCUCUGCAACGGCCUCAUGGACGGCGGUGUGCUCCACCACUACAACCACAAGAAGCCUUUCUUCGACAACCACUCGAGCAUCUACCACUUCUCGACGCGAGCGCAGAUGGACUUUGGCUCGAGCGAAGCGAAGGCGACGGUUGAGCACACAAGUUGCUCUCGAUGA